CUAAGGAGGUGGAGAUGCACUGCCUUCACAUUGUUGUUUGUUGUAUUCCUGCUUCUACUCGGAUUUAGAAUAAUAGACGAACCGGUAUUCGAAUGGAAACCCCUGAAAAUGACCGACAACACUGAGCAGAGACAUUCACCAAUCAUAUUCGUUGGUGGUGUAUCCAGGUCUGGAACAACAUUGAUGCGCGUCCUAUUAGAUGUGCAUCCAUGGAUCCGUUGUGGACCGGAAGGCAUGGUUAUAAAGCCCGUACUGGAUUUUCGGCACAGCAUGCCUCGGUUUCAUAUGAACUGGUCGCGACAAGCUGGGAUCUAUCCAACUCUACUUGAUUCAGCGAUUUCCAAAUACAUUCGAUAUAUUGUUGAGGAAAUGGGACCACCGGCGAAUAUCUUGUGUUACAAGCGACCGGAGGUGCUUCUCUACACUGAGUACCUGGCAACAUUAUUCCCCGACUCCAAAUUCAUAAUCAUGUUGAGAGAUGGACGAGCAGUUGCAGUUUCUAAUAAAAGGUUUAAGCGAAACACAACGGAAAAAAUGCACAAUGUUUUGAACAGAUGGAUGUUGGAAAACAUCAAUCUUACUAGAGCAUGUCAAAAUGUGGGCCCCAAACGAUGCCUUAUUGUUCGCUACGAAUUACUUAUACUCAAUCCGGAACGUGAACUAAAAUUGGUGACAAGAUUUCUAGAUAUUCCAUGGGAUCCCGUGAUGCUUCACCAUGAGGAGCUCCUCAGAAAUCGGCCGUCGAUAAAUCCGUACGAACCAAGUACGUCCCAGGUGAAGGAAAAGAUCAACAACGAAGCACUAGCUAGAUGGUUCACAGACACAGACAAUGACACCAAAAUUUUCGUAAAGGAAGCACCACAGAAGUGUUUUUUACUAAAGGCUUUUGGCUACUUGAAUAUUGGGGUGCCACCGGAUUACUCGAAGCUUCCAAGAGACCUACCGGAUGUUUCACGCUUUAAACCGCCAAAAGAAUCCAAAGUUUCCAAGCGCUUAGACAAGCGACCU
Opisthorchis viverrini is the source of this 1008-nucleotide messenger RNA. RefSeq lists its product as hypothetical. The transcript is spliced from 5 exons. Gene Ontology annotation, molecular function: protein-tyrosine sulfotransferase activity. The annotation marks the transcript as partial. Gene Ontology annotation, cellular component: Golgi apparatus. Gene Ontology annotation, biological process: peptidyl-tyrosine sulfation. NCBI's taxonomy places the organism in Eukaryota, Metazoa, Platyhelminthes, Trematoda, Opisthorchiida, Opisthorchiidae. The record is from RefSeq and is a predicted model, not a curated record.